CGCGUCCACAGUUUGCCUUCAAUUUUUCAUUGUUUUUCAUGGUUUUUGUUAUUGAAUUAAUCGUAUAAAUGCGUCGUGUGAUGUUUUGAGUUUCCCCUAACCGACUUGUGUGAUUAUAACGCAGGAUUUGACGAAAUUGAGCCAAAUUUUCGGGUUUCAUCUGAAUGAUUCCUGAAGUUUGAAUUCUGCAAAAAUUCUGGUGGGGGAAUGGUGUUCUGCAGACCUGGGACUACUCUGGUACUUAACAACGAAGCCUUGCUGGUGGUUUACCAGGUUUACCCUGCAAAAACCCGUACAUUACUUUAGGUUGAUUCCUGUUUAUUUCUGGGCCAGUAUUAGGUUGUAAACACUAAUUUAAUGAACUUCAAGAAACUAAUACCGUUGUCAGACCCAAGGGUAAAUCCCCAUUUGAGGCAAACCAAAAACUAUAUAAAAGGUUACAACUUGGAUUUUGGCACUUAUAAUGAAUGCUGGAAAGGUUCAAUGGCAACUGUAGUACCAACGAAUGGUACAAUAGUUUGGGGAGUGGUUUGGAAAAUUCACGCCAGUGAAUUACCCGAGUUAGAGAAAUAUCACAGAAAAAAGUUAGCAUAUGUACCCAUUAAUGUGACGCUGCAAUUGGAAUCUGGAGACCAUAUAGUUACAAGAACAUACGUACAAACUAAUACAACGCACAAAACAGUACCUUUAGAAAAUUUGCCCUGCAAAAGACGGCCAUCAUUAAGUUAUUUAAAAACUGUGAUAAAAGGUGCUGAAGAAGCCAAUUUACCAGAAAAGUACACCAACAUGCUUAAAACAAUUCCUGUGCGAGAGAAACUGAAAGACGUGGAUGGUGUGUUUUAACUUUUUGUUCUUCAUUGUGAGGAAAUCAACCAGAAAAACGCCGUCCAGACUACAUCGAUAUGCAAGAAAACUAUGUAAUAUUAAACUGUGAUAUUAAACUAGAUUUAACGUGCAAAA
Molecule: messenger RNA, 960 nt
Organism: Aethina tumida (small hive beetle)
Lineage: Eukaryota; Metazoa; Arthropoda; Insecta; Coleoptera; Nitidulidae
Product: gamma-glutamylcyclotransferase
Exons: 6
Coding region: 358-843 (161 amino acids)
Molecular function (GO): gamma-glutamylcyclotransferase activity
Source: RefSeq, a predicted model, not a curated record